This is a messenger RNA of Sphaeramia orbicularis (orbiculate cardinalfish), 3026 nucleotides long. Its product is annotated as interleukin-31 receptor subunit alpha-like. Gene Ontology annotation, biological process: immunoglobulin mediated immune response; cytokine-mediated signaling pathway. Gene Ontology annotation, cellular component: external side of plasma membrane. The record is from RefSeq and is a predicted model, not a curated record. The coding region runs from base 191 to 2536 and encodes 781 amino acids. Gene Ontology annotation, molecular function: protein binding; cytokine receptor activity. NCBI's taxonomy places the organism in Eukaryota, Metazoa, Chordata, Actinopteri, Kurtiformes, Apogonidae. The transcript is spliced from 16 exons.
GUUUAUUUCAGGGUUUUCUUCAGUUCCUCUCAGGCUUCACACUGGCGGACAUGUAGACAUGAAAAUGGAACUGCGUUUACAGACAGACUGAAGAUUACAGACAUUUCUCAUCAACACACUCGGAUAUGUAAGAUCUGUCCAUGUAGUCUGUUUAUCAGGGAGAUUUCUCCUCUGGUUUGAGGCUUAAACGAUGUAUUCAUGUCUAAUCCUGUUCAUUCUGAUCCUGUUUUCUUCUUUUGGUGUUGGCUGGCUUGACAACAUCUGCAGCAUUGUGCCAAAAGAUCCAUACAUUGCCGUGGGAUCCAACGCUACCAUAGUGUGCCGGAGUUCUUGUGUCCCUGGGGAAGUCUUCUGGACACUGAAUGAUAAACUUGUUGAUGGGAGCUUGUCACAGCGGAUUGAAAACUCCUCAGAUACAGUCCUACAACUCAGGAACUUUAAUUACGAAAGAGCUACACUGCUAUGCCAUAGUGUCAAUAAUCAGCAAGUCCUCAGAGGGACUACCAUCAGAACAUUCACAAGACCCCGCAAAUUAUCGUGCAUCUUGCAUUCAGAAAACUAUCGGACAUUGCAAGGUUUACCAGACAAAUUUACCUGCAGCUGGGAACAUCAUAGUAAUUCUUCACUGAAAAUAAACUACACUGUACUUCUGAUCUCACCUGACAGUGAACAGAAAAAACUUUGUGAAUCACAUGCAACAAACUGCACAACCAAGUAUGUAAAUGGUGUCGAUAAAAACAUAUCCCUUUUAGAGAGCAGCACUGUCAUUGUACGUGCUGAAACUACUGCUUGGCAAGCGGAGUCUGACCCCUAUAAUUUUGAUCCUCUACACAUAUUGAAAAUUAUUCCACGGAAGGUGCAUGUGACUGCUUUCUCUGAUCAUCUGUUAGUUAAGUGGAACCAGUUAGAAAGAGGAGAAUUGGGUCCAUGUCAAGUCAAAUACAGAAAGGCUUUUGGUGAAGAGACUCCAGAGGUGGUGGACAUUGAGGCUUUAAAUAUAACCAUUAAAAAUGUUGAAUCCUGCACGGACUACCACGUUUCUGUCCGAUGUGCCUUAAAACAUGCCCCAUGGAGCAACUGGAGCCAGGAGAAGACAGUACGGACAAAACUAAGAAAAAGGGACGUCAACCUGCACUUGUGGAGGACAGUAUCUGAACCAGAAAACAGUGGAGUCCGAAACGUUCAUGUCAUGUGGAAGGCGAAUCUGUCAAGAUGUGAAGGCACAUUUAAUUACACUGUCAAACUGAUGCCGCCCAGUGAGGCCAUGUAUGGAGUAAAUUAUGCAAGUACUUUAUGUGAAAAUUCAUCUUGUGAUAUUACUGUGGAUCAACAUGCGCACAGAAUAAUCCUCACAAUUUUCCAUGAUGACGCCGUGCUGGCACAAGGCUCGUUUUAUGUUCCAGCUAUUGCAGAGAGCUUUCCUCAAGUUACCGACAUUCAGACCUUUAAUCUUAAUCGCAGUUUUCUGGUCAUGUGGAGGUCUGUUCCAGAUGUUACUGGCUACAUGAUUCACUGGACCCAUGAUGGGAAUGAUUACCACUGGAAGGAGAGCAAAUUCUCCAACGCAACACUAUUUGACCUCCUGGAUAAGACGCCGUACAAUAUGACGGUAACUCCACUCUUUGCAGAUAAGAUCGGUCAUGGCACACAAGUUUCUCAGAUCUGCUCCAGAGUAGGAGAUCCAGGGAAUGUUACUAUCACUACUGUUCAGACCUAUGACAGAAGUGCCCAGGUGAGCUGGAAUAUAAAGUCACAGGAGGUGUGCAGUGGGGUUGUUGUCAAUUACACAAUCUUCUACGGGACGCAGCUUGUACCAGAGUUUAAUGUAACUGUAGACAGCGCAAGGGAGAGCAUUGUUUUGAAAAAUCUAGAUCCAAACACUCAGUACAGAGUGCAAGUCAAAGCUACGGGUCCCACCGGAACUACCACAAGCAACGAACGGCUCUUUGAAACCAAAAGAUUUGAUCCCGGGCUGAUCAUAGUCCUCAGUAUAUCUGGAAGUAUCAUUAUCAUCCUCAUAUUAUCUCUUGGUUUAUGCUGUGGAAUUCAGUGGAAGAAAUUCAACGAGAAGCCAGUGCCCAACCCUGGCCUCAGUUCUGUUGCACUGUGGCCAUCUACAGGCACCCAAAAAGGAACGUGUGCCCUUUAUCCAUUCAGUAACCCAUCUGAAAGCAUCUGUGAAAGAGUUUACACUGAGGAACCUCUGGAAACUCCCACUCCUCCCCCUCCAGCUACCACCGAAUGUAAUCCAAACGUUAAUCCAGUUAGUAACCAGACAGAGGAUAUCACUGAUCCAGGCUCAGUUGCUGCCUCAGACCCACAGUGCGAAACACAAGCUGACACCGCAGAGACCCCACAGCCAUCCUCUCCUGGGGAAAACACAGCCCUGUUACCUGUAGAGGGCAGUCCUUUCAACCCAUAUCGGAGCCAGAACGCAGUAGAAAUUUCUGCCACUAAGACCAGUAGGCAACGUCUGCUUCCGAUGAAGCCGCAAACGGUUUAUGUAACUCUGGACAUGUUUGAACAACGCAGAUGAGUCAAGUGGAAACCUGCUGCACGUGAAAAUGUUAAGUCAAUCCAUUCAACUAUGACUGAAGCAGCAGUGUUUUCAUUUUCAACUUAACUCAUACUUUCUGAAGUUAACUCAUACAGGAUAACGCUGCAUACUGUAUUUGAAGACUUCUAUGAAACUAGAGCAUUUUCCUGAUUCGGACUGUAUUAAGCAUAGCCAGUAAUUACUGUAAAUCAGAAGUAAAGAUUUGUGAUGGUAUGUGUACAGUAUAUAAGUCAAGGACCACCACAUGAUAUUGGGUAAUUAAAGUCCUGUGACAAAACAAGUAAAUAUACAUUUUGUAUUAUAAAGCUAGGAUUUGCCAUCUGCUGCUUGCUGACUAUUACCGAAAUAUGAGCUAUUAUAACCAUCAUCGUAUUAGCUAUCUUAUGUAUUGAAACACGGUUCUCAUUUUGUAUGUUCUCUGUUACAUUUAAGAUAUGGAUUUGUUAAAAUAAUAAACUGCUUAACAAUG